AUGGAACAGGAUCCAAACUUUACGUACGACGGUUUUGACUCGACAGACGGGUAUGCUGAGUCGGCCGACUUGGACGAUAUGAGUGUGGGGAGCGAUCAAGUGCUUGAUGAAGAGGAUGAAGAUGUGUACGGUGAUAUGGAUGUUCUCUCAGAUGAUAUGGCACUGGAGCAGUCUGUGGUCGAUGUGCGGAAGAAGCCGUACGACGUCGAGUACCGGUGCCUGACGAUCGAUGACAUCGAAACCGCCCAACGCAAAGAAUCAGAGCACAUUGCUGGGAUGUUUAUGGUAUCUACCGCUGACGCUGCAGUGCUCUUGCGGCAUUUUCAAUGGAAUAAGGAAAAACUCAUUGAGCGAUAUAUGGAUGAGCCUGACGAGAUCAAGUGGGAGGCUGGCGUGCCGGACAGGGACUCUUGCCCGCGUAUGCUGGACUUGCCUGACUUUACCUGUGAUAUCUGCUUCAUGUCGGCUGAUGAUUAUGGUGGCCUGAUAUCAACACUAUCUAUGCCCUGCGGCCACCGUUACUGCAAAUCUUGUUAUACCCAUUAUGUUGAACAAAAGGUGCGGGAGGAAGGCGAGAGUCGACGAAUCCAAUGCAUGCACGAAAAGUGCAAACUCGUUAUUGACGAAGAUACCAUGUCCCAAUUGCUGUCACCUGAACUCAUGCAUCGGUAUCGCAUCUUAUUAGAUCGAACGUAUGUGGACGACAAUCCACAUGUUCGAUGGUGCCCGGCGCCUGAUUGCGACAUGGCCGUCGAGUGCGCUGUCACACGCAAGCAGCUAUAUACCAUCAUACCUACUGUUCGAUGCAACUGUGGCCACGCUUUCUGCUUUGGCUGUGGUUUGGAUGGACACCAGCCGGUCAUUUGUGCUGUUGUGCGCUUGUGGCUGAAAAAAUGUGCGGAUGACAGUGAGACGUCCAACUGGAUCGGCGCUAAUACCAAGGAAUGCCCCAAAUGCUGUUCGACGAUUGAAAAGAAUGGCGGAUGUAAUCAUAUGACGUGUCGCAAGUGCAAAUACGAAUUUUGUUGGAUUUGCUCGGGCCCAUGGUCGGAGCACGGAAACAACUAUUACAACUGCAAUCGGUACGAUGAAAAGGCAGGAGCUGAAGCUCGUGAUGCACAGACACGAAGUCGAUUGUCGCUAGAGCGCUACCUGCACUACUUCAAUCGUUAUCGGAACCAUGAACAGUCUGCUCGCCUGGAUUGGAAGCUGUACUUGAAAAUUGAGAAAAAGAUGGAGGAACUGCAACAGACAACAUCGCUGACGUGGAUCGAGGUGCAAUUCUUGAAAAAGGCCGCAGACACGCUAACUGAAUGUCGUUCGACGCUAAAAUGGACCUACUGCAUGAUUUACUAUCUGCAACGGAAUAAUAUGACCGAACUGUAUGAGGACAACCAGCGUGACUUGGAGCGUGCUGUUGAGGAGCUAUCCGGCCAGCUUGAAUCACCGAUUGAGCAGGAAACCAUACCAGCCAUGCGGCAGAAAGUGACAGAUCUCACCGCCUAUGUGCACAAACGGCGCGAAAUCCUCCUCACGGAUACGAUUGCAGGCUACCAGGAAGACCGUUGGCAGUGGAAUGUACCUAUAUAG
Molecule: messenger RNA, 1590 nt
Organism: Malassezia restricta
Lineage: Eukaryota; Fungi; Basidiomycota; Malasseziomycetes; Malasseziales; Malasseziaceae
Product: ariadne-1
Exons: 2
Coding region: 1-1590 (529 amino acids)
Biological process (GO): ubiquitin-dependent protein catabolic process; positive regulation of proteasomal ubiquitin-dependent protein catabolic process; protein polyubiquitination
Cellular component (GO): ubiquitin ligase complex; cytoplasm
Molecular function (GO): ubiquitin protein ligase activity; ubiquitin conjugating enzyme binding; zinc ion binding
Source: RefSeq, a predicted model, not a curated record